CGGAGCUUCGAAGAGGGAAAUAACGAGACGAACGUAUCGCCAUGGAACGCGUCGUUUGAAUCGAAAAGUUGAAGAAAAACGAAAAAAAAACAAAAAAACAAAAAAACAAAAAAACGUCGAGAAUUUAAAAGAGCGACCUCGCGGCGACCCGUUUCCAUAGCAACACGCAUGGCGAUCAGCUGACGGGCAGAGCAUUUGACAAUCGCGGCAGUACGCUGCGAACCAGCGUCAGCAUUCGAUCGUCAUCCUCCUUCUCGUCGUCGUCGUCGUCGUCGUCGUAGUCGUAGUCGUUGCCUAACAUUAACGACGUCGCACGGAACGGACUCGUAACUAAAAGACUACGAAGAUCCGCAGGCGAGGACAAAAACUAAAGGGGAACUCUAUUCGCUUCCGAACUCGCGGACACGAGGUGUACACGUCGUACAAGUGUGUUGAUACAGUGGUAUCACAAAAGCACCGAACCGGUAGUGCGUGUUCGUAACGUGCGUGGCGAUUGAAUCGGAUAUACGAUACAUUUGUACGUCGGACAAUAAAUAAUUGGGUCGAAAAGACUGACGUCGAGUAGAAAAUUUCGUGAAAUGAAACAGGAGCUGAGAUAAAUUAGAUUGUGGAAAAACUGAAAGAGAGAGAGAGAGAGAGAGAGAGAGAACUGUGCGAGACUCGAAAAGACAAAAUAAUCGCGAGUAUUUAUCCGGACUACUUGAGCGUCACGAGUCUCUAGGUAUAUAUACGUAAUGUAUUUAUGCGUUAUAUUGUGUCGGUGAUAAUAAGAGGAGCCUAUGAAAUAGGUGACAAUCGUCGGACGUUCGUCAGUUGGUUACACGACGUUUUCACCGUCGCGAUUCGCAGUUGGAGCGCCGGUUGCGAUGGGGGAUCACGCGUUAUUCUUCUGAUUCGCGGACACGGUAAUAUUACAACCGAUAAUCGAACGUCGAACCGUACGAGGGGUUGGGUAAAUUCGGGACCGAAAGUGCCGAACGAUUUCCAUUAGCCGGACAAUCAUCUUUGUUCAACACCGAUCGAGCGCGCGGAGGAAUUCAGAUAAUAAUAAGUGACACGAUAAGUCGAGCGCUCCCGUUUUCCAUGCAUUUUUUCUUCCUCUACUUCUUAUCGUUCUAUUUCUCCUCCGAGUAACGCACGCCGUUCGGAACGACGACUUACAAUUAGAAUUGAACUGAAAACAGAGUCGACGAAAUACGCGAUGCUGGUGGUUCGCCGCGUUAAUUCGUUCAGGGUUUCCGGUGCUCCGAAAUUUGCGAGUUGAUUUCACGCUAUUCGGGGGUUUUACGUUGAUCGUUCAAUUCCGCGAUCCGUUUAAAAUUUUUCAUCGAUAAACGAUCGAUGGAGAUCCGAACGAGUGUCGACUGAGUGUAUCGGAAAGAAAAGCAAAUAAAGAACAAUGUUUGAAAAAACGAACGGACUAAUAUCGUUGCUGACAUUCUGACCGUAGUCGUGUGACAGCUGCGUUGAAGCUGUAGGGAAAUAUUUUGACCGAUCAGUCGAGAGAAGUAAAGUGAAAAAUAGAAGAUUAUUGACUAAACACACACCGCGAACGAAGAAGACGAUCUUUUUUCGUAUUUAUCUUUUUUUUUUUAUUUUAUUUUUUUUCAUUUUUGUUUAUUUUAUUUAUUUCCUUUGAAUUUUUUUCCAAACCAAGUGGGUUCGUUUGAUUUGUGAUAUACGAUGUGUGCAGUGUACUGUGACCGCUACGUGAUAUUGUGAAUAAAAAGCAAAGUAAGAAGAAAAAAAAAAAUAAAUAAAUAAAGACGGCGGGAAAUCUAUUGAGUUGAGACUCCGACGAUCGUCCUUGGAUUAAAAAAAAAAAAAAAAAUACAUCCCAACAAAAACUGAAAUCUUCACCACAAGAGCCGAGAGUCACAGUCACACAGAAGUUUCCCGAACGGGCCAGUAUUUGCGCCAGUACUCAACCAGAGGCCAGUGUAAAACGGCCGGUGUUUUGUUUUUUUUUUCGUCAUACCGGCCAAUUAAUUAACUUAGUUAGGUAAUUCGUAUUGAUUAGAUUCACGUCGAACGAGUUCAAUAAAGCGAUAAUUCGUUUGUCCCGUAAGUCGGGCGCGCGCGCGCUUCUACAUACAUAUAUAUAUAUAUAUAUAUAUAUAUAUAUACAUAUACAUAUACAUAUUCAGAGAGAUAUUACGCACUACGCACGUUUUUGGUUUCAUUAUCGAGUUAUUUUCUGUUUUUACAUUCCUUCAUUUUCUUUUUUUGUUUCGUCUCGUUUUUUGUUUUUUUUUUCUUCGGUUCUCGGACUCACACGUUACCGUAUUUUCUUUCCGCCCGUUUUUCCAAUCGAAUCUUGGUUUCGUUUUUCCUGCCUUAACGAGGCUUAUCGAUUAUACCGUGAGCGAAACACACGGUAUGCGGGAAUAUAAAUCGGUAUACGUUUCGCGAAGUGAGAUGACAAUAUAAUAACAAAACGAGUGCGUAUAUCGGUGCGUGUUUUAUGUUCUGUAAAAAAAAUCUGUAAGAAAAAGAAUUUUCUUUCGUCUCCUACAAUCCGAUUGAAAAUAUAAACUGGAAAUUGAUUGAAGAAAAAAGUGCUAACGCGAGAAUUAUCGAAGUACGAAGAGAGCGGUGGCCGGAAACGCGGACUUACACCGAGAACGCCAACCUGCAAUCAAGGUUCAUGGUUUUCAUGGAGGAGAGCGAGCUCUCGAGCAAGCGGUGGGCCAGUGCGCCCCGCCGACCAGCCAGCCCCUACAUCCUGGGGGCCCCCACGUCCAGGGAGGCGGCGGGUCCCCCUGUGCAGCUGGAACCCGUUGACUUGUCCGUAAAAACGCCCGUGGUGCUGCAGGUGCCGAGAUACAGUCCCGCAGCGGUGAUAGCUGCCGCUCGUAGAAUCCCGACGCCAUCCACAACGCCCCCGACGCCCUCGAUACCCUCGACGCCUACUCUACCUCUUGCCACAUCCACCGGUGAGUUAUCCGCUCCGUUUUACGAUAAGGCAACGAGCGAUGCAACGUCACGUAAGCGGCCGUUCCAACAGAGUUCUUCGCCUAGGCUACUCUCCAUAGUAUCUCCACCCCUGCCGUUGCGGGAUAUCGUCAAAGACCGGGAACGGGAGAGAGCGAGGGAGAGAGAGAGGGAGAGGGAACGGCAACGGGAACGGGAACGGGAGAGAGAACGGGAAAAGGAACGGGAAAGAGAAAGGGAAAGACAACAGGAACGGGAGCGGGAAAGAGAACGAGAGAAGGAACGGGAGAAGGAAAGACAGAGAGACAGGGAACAACGGGAACGGGAACGACAGAGGGAAAGGGAGAGAGAGAGGGAGAGGGAGAGAGAACGGGAGAGGGAGAGGGAGAGGGAACGGGAACGGGAGAGAGAGGUGACGGCGUGCGUAGCGGAACCACCGGAUGCCGUCCUCGUCUCGUCGUCCGCAGCCCUCCUCACCCUCCAGAGGAUAAAAGAAGCAUCUCUAGUAUUUCACAAGCGACCAGCGCCGACCGCUUGCCUGGGAUCCGGAAUCAGAGGAAACGGGGGUGUCGGAGGAGGAGUCGGUGGCGUAGGAGGAAAUGUCGGCGGUUUAGGAGUUGAGAGCGAAUGCGGUGACGCUUUGAAAAGACGCAAAGUACAUCGUUGCGACGUCGCAGGUUGUGACAAAGUUUACACUAAAAGUUCUCACCUGAAAGCGCACAAAAGAACCCACACAGGUGAAAAGCCGUAUCAAUGUACGUGGGAGGGUUGUACGUGGAAGUUUGCAAGAUCGGAUGAAUUGACGCGACAUUACCGUAAGCACACGGGUCAGAAACCAUUUAAAUGUCAUUUGUGUCAGCGCUCGUUUUCAAGAAGCGAUCAUCUAUCUCUUCAUAUGAAAAGGCAUUGAUCUUUAUAAAUUCUCGCAUCGCGUGUAAAUUGCGUUCAAAGAAAUUACGCAAUAUACAUAAAUAAUCCUAUAGCUAAGACGACGAUGAGUACAUUCGGGACCUGAUGAGCCCCUCCCCAAGGAAAGUUCGGAUAUAACUAAUAGAAAAGUAACGCUAUAGAAAAGGAACAUUAAUUAGGGUCGUGAUUUUGAAAGAACGAUUCCUGGAGGGGAACACUAGAAAAAAAUUAUUAUUAUUAUUUUUUCUUCUUCUUUAAAUAAACUAAAUAAAUAAACGAAUGAAUAAAUGAAUAAAUACAUAAAUAAACAUUGUUUAUAUCGUAGGGAAAAGUAAAACGAUUCGUUCCGAAGUGGUUUUUUACAUUUUCAAAAUGAAAGACCUACAGUAAUGAAUGUUAUAUGUACAUACAUAAUAUAUUUCGUUAUCGUAACGCCGUACUUCAAAAAUUCAAGCAGCCAUACAGGUAUAUAAUACAUAUGUAUAUCUAAUCUAACGCAUAGCUCGGUCUAAUUUGGAGGGUAAAUAAUCGCAAGUUUUAUGAUGCAAAAAAUGUCGUAUUACUUAUUACAAUCUGAUUGAAUUAUUACGUUAUAACAUUAUUAACAGCAAAAACGACAUAAACUAUAUGGUAGUAAAAAAUAUUUUACUCGAAAAAAUAUGUCAAAGAAAAAAGGAAACUAUAAUUGAAAAAAUAAAGAAAAGAGGAGAAAAACCGCUGCAGGUUCAGCAUAAUAGCAUAACAACGAUAUAAUAUAAAAUAAUUCUCUGUUUUGUAGCUAAUUAUUAUUAAUAUUAUUAUUAUUAUUAUUAUUGUUGUUAUUAUUUUUUCCAUAUGUCGUUCAAUUCCAAUUAUACAAUUUAAAUAAGGCCAGCUCAACUAGUCUAGAGCGUCGCAUCAUUAUAAACAAUAUUGUCAGAUGAAAAAAAGGAAAAAGAAAAAGAAAAAAACGACUCAAACGAGGAGAAUGAGAAAAGAAUUAACUGUUGUAAUAAUAACGGUAAUACUGAGGAAUAAAAAACAAACACAAUAAAAUAUAAGUUAAAAAACAAAACGAAAAAAAAUAACAAAAAACAAAACAAAAAAAAAAAAACAUUGAGCCAGUAAAAGUAAUAUUUUUAGUAUCUAUGAAAACAAUUAGAAAUAUAACUAGUUAUUAUGAGAAUAUAAAAUAGGCGUAUGAAUAUACAUAAAUAAAUAAAAUAAAAACUCCGAUUACGGAGCUUGGGACUUAGCAUGCUCAGUUAAAUGAAAAUAAAAUCGUGAUCAAUCUAUUAAGCAAUGUGAACUAUUAAUUAGGAAAAUUUAUACUAGAUAAUGUGUACAUUAAAACAAAAAAAAGAAUGACAACUGAAAAAAAAAGGAAAGAAAAAAACUAAUUGAAUUAAAUAAAAUAAUGACAUUAUAAAUGUGAUGGAGUAAAUUAAAGUAUGAUAAAAAUAAAUAGAAAAUAAAAGGAACUAUUCGAAAUGCACAAAGAAUUUCGCGUUUAGGAAUGGACAAUCGAUGAAUCUGUUAAUUCUAAGAGCCAGUAUUAGACAUCUAUUCUUGAAUCAUUACAGAUAGAGAACUAUACCUCGUUAAGUCUUUGCGAAACUAUAUGUACAUUAUAUAUGGAUCGUGUCUCCGAUCGCUGAGAGUUUUUUUUUAUUUUUUUUUCUUUCGUUUUAUCAUUGAAUUUGGACUUUUUUUCUUCGUUUUUUUUUUCGUUACUUUUUCCUUCGAAAUAAGCGAAGAACGUGAGAAUAUAGAUAAUUUUUUCAAAAUAUCAGAGCAAUCAACGUUCCAUAUGAACUGAAUUUUUCAUUUUCGAAUUGAAAUUGAAAAAAUGAAAAUUUAUUGUUUCGCAUGAAAUGCCAGUUAUUAACGGACAGUAUAAAUAUGUAUGUCUACGCGUAGGUAUGUUACUAUUAAUUAUCUUUAUAUUUUUACCUAUUAUGCUACGACCCAGCGAAUACGACAUGUACCUAUAUUGCUCCUUUAUUAAUCUCAUUAGCUCAAAAAUUGAUUAGGCUGUUCAAUGAAGAGAAGAAACAAAUAAAUAAAUAAAUAUAUAUUAUAUAGUUGAAGGUGCCUAAAACUCGUAUAAUAUGUAUGAUGUAUAUAAUAAUGAUGAUAAUAAUAAUAAUAACAAUAAUAAUAUUAUGUACAGUAAUAAAUAAAAUAACACCGAGGAGCUAACGUGCGCGAUUCUCGACGAUGGAAAAAAAAUUUAAUGAAAUAUAAAAUGAAAUUAAAAACUAGAAGAAAUCAUAUAACAGCGUUAUAAUUAUUUAACAUGCAUCGUCGAGCUAAAUUUUACAAAAACUAAGCGAAUUGUAAAUAAUUUACAGUACUAUUGUCUCGACUAUUAUACAAAUAUCCAUAUAUAUCUAGAAAAGUCGUGAAAAUUAAUUGAUAAUGUAUUAAAUAUAGAUAGAUUUAUAGCUAUGAUCGUAAUGGAGUAUCAUAGUCGAAUAUAAAAAUUCAUUGUUACAGACUCGUUGCUUUUUCGGAUAUGUAUAUUAUAUAUUCACAUACAUAUGUAUAUGUUACAAAAAAAAAAGUUUCUUUCGCCCUCGCGUAAUAAUAAUAAUGAUGAUAAUGAUUAAUAAUGACGACGACGACGACGACGACGACGACGACGACGACGAUGAUGAUGAUGAUGAUAAUGUCACCUGCGCAGCUAUAUAACUAAAUAAUUGUUAGUUAGAUGAUAAUAAUAAUAUGAAACUUUAGUAUAUUAUUUAUAAAGACGAGUUCAGUAUCGUUUUCGUAAAGUCACUGUUACGUGCAUAUUAUAGGUAAAUGCGUAUAUGUACAUCAAUUAUUUAAUGUUUCUGCUAUAUUAUUAUAUGAUUUUUAUUUUUAUUUAGUUAUAUCAUUGUUAUUGUUGUUGUUGUUGUUGUUGUUGUUGUUGUUAUUAUUUUUGUUAUGAUUGUCAUUAUUGUUAAACGAUGCAUAUGUAAUAUAAUAAUCCACAUCAAUGAUGAUCAAUGUAUAGGUAAUUUGAUAGAUCUACUAAAGAUAAAGAAACUUUGAAACAAUGGAACAAGAUGCCAGUAUAUACUAGAGCCAGUUAUCAUAAUAAAAAAAGACCUCUACGUAUAAGAUUUUAAUAUAAAAGAAAGAUGGAAAAAAUAAUACGCAAAAAAAGUAGGAAAACAUACAAAAAAAAAUAUAUAAAUAUAUAGAUAAUUUAAACACCCAAUCAAUUAACCUUAUCGCAUACGCUGCACUCUAUCAUAGGAAAUAGUGCCUUCUAAGAUUUUAAGAAGUCCGGUGAAGAAGUAUAGUGUGUAUUUUAGGCUGUAAUGUUAUUUCAGUUAAUAGUGCCUUACAUGAAAAUUGCAUUCGCGUCGUUUCCGAUGAUUUAAAAGAAAGACAGAAAAAAAAAGUAUAAAUAUAGGUAUGCGAAAAAUCAUCGCCGAAUUUUUAGCUUUCAUCGUUGUACAUACCAUUGAUGAAUCAUGAUCAGAGAGAAAAGAAAGAGUAGUUUAUCCUAUUUGCACACGGCGCGACGGUUCGACAGGGUCAGUAAAAACAAAGAACCAAAAAAAAAGUUAAUGACAGAGAAAAAAGACCGAAAGGAAUGUUUGGAUGAUGAAAAAAAAAUGAAUAACAUUCAAAUAACAAUAAUCGCGGUGGAGCUUAUCGCGACAGUGUAGAUUACGGUGAUUUUUUGUAGAUAUACAUAAUAUUAUAUUUUCGUAUCUCUGGAGUUGAUUUGUGAAAUUUAAUCCCGAAGCCCGCGACGCCACCCAAGACGCUCCUCGCGAUACCGCGAUGAGUGAUAUUGUAUCGUUGUAACUUGUAACUUCCAUCCAUCCGAAUAACUCUAACGGCUGCUGCAGGGCGUGUGAGUAACUUGAGUACUACGCUGCUACGAUCGACGAUGCCUGAUAUGACGUACUGAGGUAAUACUCAUCUUUUUCAUCGCCCAAAAAUUUCACCCACAAAGAAGUGGGGAUGGUGUGCCAUCGUGCGAACUAAAAAACGAACGAUUUCAGAAUGCGUAAUUUAUUUUGCUUCGAGAAUUCGUACUCGUUUUUUAUUGUCUUCAAUAUCCAUAGAGCUCACAACCUUCCGGAAGCUUAAUACACAUUUUUUAGGAAAAUUCGAGCUUUCAUUUUGUGGGAUACCUCCUUCCGGUCGUUUCCACAGUCCUCGUCGUGUUUUGUUUUACAGUUCCGAUUUCUUUUUCGUAUACUGCAUGACAAAAACCGACUCAAAAAAUUUAUUGAACGGAGCAUCUGCAGGUUAACACAUCCGCGAAGCUAAAAAUACAAUACAAAAAACAAACAAAAUACAAAAAAGUAAUACAAAAUUUCUCGAACUGCAACUGGGAGGAUUCUUACAGAUGUCCAUAAAAUCAAUCUUAAGUCCCAGCUUAUUUCUUAUGGUAAUACACACGCCUAUUCAAUUUUCCCUAAAUGGGCAUCUAUGAAUGGAUAGGAAGUAAGCAACGGAGUUUCAGUUCUGAAUGCAAACCAUUUUCUUUGAAGGCCCCACCCAAGAAUAUUUACAUUUCAAGUGCCUUAAGAAACACUAUACAUACUUACUCAUAUACCUAUAUGAUAUGUACACCUAUAUACCUACGACUAAUUAAUUAAGUUUCACGCUGCAGUCAAUUCGAUAAAGAAAAAAACGAUUAAUAACGUCAUAUACACGGGAUGUAAUUGUUAUGAUAUUAUUUCUAAUCAUAGACUCUGACUUUUUCAUCCUUGUCUCCGACCUAAUCAAUCAUUUUUUUUAUUUUUAUUUUUAUUUUUUUUUGUUUUUUACUUUAUUUUAUUUGCUAUCUAUUCACAGACUGCGAUUAUACGUUAAUUGUUAAGUUUAAACUUUUCACUGUAAUUAACGAUCAUCGAUAUACUGGGCCAGUACUAAAUAUGUAGAAAUGUAUAUGCAAUUUAUCUAUGUCUAUGCCAACAUCGAUUCAAAAUCAUUCGUGUUUCUAAAUUUUUUUUUUCUCCUAGUGAUCAACCUUUGCUGAUAUGUAUAAUUACAUUCAUGCGGAUCAUGACUUGUUAAAUGUUACAAAUUGUUAGAUAUUUCUAGACCAGUUAGAAAAUGGAGUAAAGUAAUUAGGAAACAAAGGAAGAAAACGAACAAAUCGACAAACGGCAACAGAAUCUAACACAAUAUAGCAAACCUAUAUACUUAAAAAUAGUACUCUCUUAACUGCUCAAUCCUCUUUGGUGCUUUUACAUUUACAUGUAUUAAUAAAUUUAUUGAAAAGACAUAAAUAUAAAGUAUAUAAUAUACCUAUCUACAAAUUAAUGAAUCUAAUUCAAUCGGAAACAGACAAUAUUAGAUUAUUAUUAUCAUUACUACAUUUGUAAUUAUAUACUCACUUGGAAAAAAUGAAAUAAUUUCCCUGCACUUCAAAAUCGGUCGGAAUCUUGGCCGUGCAAGGCUUGAUAUAACAUAUAUUAUAAGGUUUGUGAAUAAAAGCUUUUUACAACAGUAAUUAUUACAGUAUAAUCUAACGCCUGGAUUCUUUUCUUUUUUUCUCGUUUCUAUUUUUUCUUUUCUUUCUACUACUCUUCAGACUAUCUAACACAGAAAUCGUGUAUAUAGUUUAUGAUAGUGAGUGUAUUGUAUUUGAAAGCGUUAGCUACGAGUCGCGUGAAAAAAAUUAAUAAAAAAAAAUAUAUACACAUAAAUCGAACUAUUAGUAGAUAAGUUACAAUAUUAUUGAUUGGAAAAAUAAUAAUAAUUAUAACGAUGAACGAUUAUGUAAAAAGUUUGUAAAGUUAGUUUCAACUAAUAAUUAUACAUGAGUUAUAAAUUUUAUAUAUAAUCAUAUAAACUUAUGACUAUUGUUAGUGAUUAUUAUAAUUUUUUCAUUGAUAUACCUAACUAUAAUGGGGGCCAGUAAUUCUCUCUCGGAUCUCGCACGGAUUUAUACACUAUAAGGCGCGCGGUGUGAUGCUAUAAAUUAUUUUAUUGAAAACAAGGUACAUACGUAUAUACAUAUACGAUAUUUUUACUUAAAUGAAAUAUCAAAUGUUAUAAGAGCGUAUGAUAAUAGAACUAUACCCAAUGUUCCGGAGCGUAUAUAUACGUUAUUCUAUUUUAUCGCGACGAGAGUUUUUCAUUUAAACAUGAACAAUUUCAAGGGAACUGUUCUUUCGGAAGUAUUUGUUUUUUUCUUUGAUUUUUUUUUUUGUUUUUUUUUUUUCAUCUCUUCAUAUCUUCGGUAAUACGUUCGAAUCGGAACAUCGAUAGCUAAUCGUAUCAUAGCGUAUUAUAAUGUGCAUGCAACAUGCCUGCGCGCCACUAACUAUUAAACAUUAAGUAAUGAAUAUUAUUCACCUUUUAUAGACUAAUGAAUAUCGUAUAUUAAUAUGAAUAAUAUGAAUAAUAAUAACAAUAAUAACAAUAACAAUAAUAACUUAAAACAAUAAUAUAUUACGAUCACUGUAUAAACAAAGGCAUUAUUUUCAACUUAUAACUUUUUACAAUAUAUUAUAUUAUUAUCAUAGUUAAACACAUAUAUACAUACAUGAAUUUGAAUCCGAAUAUGAGUUUUCGUAAAUUUUGAACCAAUUUCGCUGAUGUCAUUUUAUUAUGCCUGCGUACUCUACACGUGAAUUGAGAAUAAUGUUAGAAUAAAGAAGGAAACAGAAAAUAUGAAAGUAAUCACAAGCAUUCUCACACAGAGAAAAGGUUCACUAGCUUAAUUAUUAACUAGAAUUAUGAAAAUGAGGUUGUAAUUAUAUUCUUAUUAUCACUGUUAUUAUUAUUGCUACUUGACUGUAUUGAAAUUGAUUUGGAUAAUUUAUUUAUUGACAAUGUGUCCCGCGUAAGCGGGCAAAUAAAAGAUGCAGAAGUUGAAAAAAAAAUUUAUAUAAUACACAUACGUGUAUGUAUACGGUAAAAAUUAUACAUAUAUAUUUGUUGGAUGUUCAAAACAGAAAAACAAAAAUUUAAAAAGAGGGAAAGAAAAUUCGUUUAUAGAUGUGUUUGAUGUAUAUUGAUUUUAUUUUUUCUCUUGUUCUCCAAUGAUAUACUAAUGAGUACGAUGAAAUAUUGAAUAAAUAUUUGAUAUUGGCCCAUGAUUCCUAAUAGGAGUAAAAUGAUAAUGUAUAUUAUAUACAUAUAAAAUAUCAGACAUAAUACGAUUGACAAAUGUGUUAUGUUUACUUGUUGGGUUGUUGUAUUUGUACAUAUUCAGUAACGAAACGGAAAAAGAAACAACAAACAUGAAGGAAAAAAUGAGGAAAAAAGCAUCGCGUGUUGUAGCACAACAUUAAAUGCACUUACGUCUAUGAUUAGUUUUUAUUAUUAUUAUUACUAUUGUUAUUAUUAUCUUUAUUUUCAUUAUUAUUAUUAAUGUUAUUAUCAAUACGAUUAUUGAAAUGAUGGUUACAUAUUUUAGAUAUAUCAUUAUAAUUGUAUUUUGGCAGGGUUAUGAGAUUAAAAAUUGUGAAAAAAAAAGAAUUAUAUCCAUAAAGCAUCAUA
Athalia rosae (coleseed sawfly) is the source of this 11292-nucleotide messenger RNA. RefSeq lists its product as uncharacterized. Gene Ontology annotation, molecular function: RNA polymerase II cis-regulatory region sequence-specific DNA binding; DNA-binding transcription factor activity, RNA polymerase II-specific. The record is from RefSeq and is a predicted model, not a curated record. The transcript is spliced from 9 exons. Gene Ontology annotation, biological process: regulation of transcription by RNA polymerase II. Lineage: Eukaryota; Metazoa; Arthropoda; Insecta; Hymenoptera; Athaliidae. Bases 2648 to 3844 code for a protein of 398 amino acids.